AUGGAGUUAUGUUCCGAUAGUCUACAGGAUAUUCUUGAACAUAAACCACAAGUAUUUGGUCGACAACCGGGAGAACCCAUGAAUUCAAUCGAGUUUUACAUUUCGUGUCAUAUAUUCAAAGAGCUCUUAGAAUGCGUUCAAUAUUUACAUGAAUUAAAUCCUUCGGUAAUUCACAGAGAUCUCAAACCCGACAAUAUAUUGAUUGCCCGGAAGGUGACUUUGGAUUGGCAUCACUGCACUCAAAUUCCUUUGGAAAUCAUACCACAGGAGUGGAAGCUUUACAAUACAUGGCACCGGAAUUCCUCGGAAUUGAGUAUUUACUCGGGAUAUGAAAUAUACGAUAAAUUCAUUAAAUUGGAUCAAGUCAUUGACUCAAUGACUGCUAUAAUUCUUAGCAAUAGACCCGAGUGUUCACAAUACGGAGGGAUUGGUAUUGGAUUAAACAAUGUUAUUUCCGAAGUGAGUGAUUACAAGCGUUUGUACGAAGAGUUGCAUUCAUUAGGUUCGGGAGCUUUUGGGGAAUCCGAAUAUUGUGUCCAAUAUAUCAGUCAAUGGUACGAUGACAAUAUGUAUUACAUUUGUAUGGAGUUAUGUUCCGAUAGUCUACAGAAUAUUCUUGAACAUAAACCACAAGUAUUUGGUCGACAACCGGAAGAACCCAUGAAUUCAAUCGAGUUUUACAUUUCGUGUCAUAUAUUCAAAGAGCUCUUAGAAUGCGUUCAAUAUUUACAUGAAUUGAAUCCUCCGGUCAUUCAUAGAGACCUUCACUCCGGAAAUAUAUUACUGGCCAGAAAUGUAAGGAAUGGCAGGUUUUUCAAAGUGGCUGACUUUGGGUCGGCUACUAUUCGCAAAUCUAUAUCAACAUUAAGUAACCCGACUCGUGAGCCUCCGGACCUUCGUUGGGGUGAAUCAAAUGAACCCAAGAGUGACGUCUACACUUUGGCCAUAACUACAGGAGAGAUAUUUGGCUUUGAUUUGGAGAACCUAAUGGGGUCAGUCAUACACUAUAAGUAGUUCAAAGAAGUAUUCAUCAGAUAAUGAAGUGCUAAACAAAUGUGUCGUUCAUUUAAAACAAGUAUUAAAAAGGAUGUUAUCCUUUGACCUGACUGUCAGACCCUCAUGUAGUCAAGUAUUAUCGGAAUAUAACUUAUGGUCUAUUCAUAGGAAUUGUCUCGAAAAUGAUCCCACAUUUGAUUCCACAC
Oppiella nova is the source of this 1202-nucleotide messenger RNA. Lineage: Eukaryota; Metazoa; Arthropoda; Arachnida; Sarcoptiformes; Oppiidae. The record is from the annotation of a GenBank genome assembly.